AUUUGCAAUUUCUAUAUAAAGAUUUAAAGCAUAGUUGGAAGAAUAGCAAAACAGCAAGUUUUAUUAUUCUGUUUUUACUUUUUAGUAACGUAGCCAUUAAGCCAUGGCUUGUGACAAGAGUUUUUCUAGCAGUUAUAUGUUAUUGAAACCAGAGGAAGUACGUUUCUUUGAUCUCAUACACAUGUUAUUUUCCCGUGAUAUAGAGAAAAGGAAGUUUGUGGAUGCGCCUGAGGGCACCAAAGAGGAGAUCUCCGGUAGGUGGCUCAUGUUCGUCUCUAUAUUGACUCAAAAGUUCCUGCAAUUUGUGGCAAAACCGCUCUCAUUUGUUGGAUCAACUACUGAGAUGGGGCUGAACCUUGUGUCAAGUAAUCGCAACCUCUUUGUGCUUUUGCUAAAUGCUUUACGAGGGAAUGUAGUAAAACCCGAUAAAACAUCAGCAAGUUUCUUGUCGUUUCUUGGUUAUUGGGACAAGCGAGUUCAGUUGGACAGUAGCAUCGAGCGCGGGGAUGGAAAGUACAAUGCAGCACUGUCUAUGAUGGCUUCUAAAGUAUCAUAUGAGAACAAAGCCUACAUCGAAGCCAUAGUCAAGGAUCAUUGGAAUAUGGAGUUCUUGGGUUUUUAUGACUUCUGGAACGAUUAUCAAGGGAAAGCCACAACACAAGCCUUCUUGCUUCGUGAUAAAACUGCUGAUGACUAUGAUACUAUCGUUGUGGCCUUCAGAGGUACUGAACCGUUCGAUUCAGAUGCAUGGUGCUCUGACUUUGACAUCUCAUGGUAUGAACUCAAAGGACAGGAAGAAGUUGGAAAAAUCCAUGGUGGCUUUAUGAAAUCACUAGGCUUACAGAAGAAUGAAGGUUGGCCUAAAAAUAUUACCAAAAAAGACGAUAGCCACCCAGAUUUAGCUUACUAUGCCAUUAGAGAAAUGCUAAAAGAACUUCUGGGCAAAAAUGAAAAAGCAAGGUAUAUAAUCACAGGGCACAGUUUUGGUGGAGCUCUAUCAAUUCUCUUUCCAGCUAUUUUGAUAUUGCACGAAGAGAAAUUGUUGCUGGAGAGAUUGGAUGGGAUUUAUACGUUUGGGCAGCCUAGGGUGGGAGAUAAAAUAUUUGGGAAGUUUAUGGACCAAAAAUUGAAGGAUCAUAAUAUUCGUUAUUUUAGGUUCGUUUAUGGUAAUGAUAUAGUGCCUAGAUUGCCCUAUGAUGACAAAACACUAAUGUUCAAGCACUUUGGGACUUGCCUCUAUUAUGACAGGUUCUAUGAAGGGAAGAUUGUCGAGGAAGAACCAAACAAGAACUACUUCUCACCACUGGGAGCGAUUCCUAUGAUGAUAAAUGCAUUUUUUGAGCUGAUCAGAAGCGUUACUAUUAAGUACAAGAAGGGACCAGAGUACCAAGAAGGUUCGGUCCUUAGAUUAUUUAGGAUAAUUGGAUUGGUAAUUCCCGGAAUACCAGCUCAUUCCACCCUCGAUUAUGUAAAUGCCACUCGACUGGGAUCCUCUGAAUUAUUUCUCCCACACAAAAAUCCAGAAAAUCCAAAUUAAUUUAUAUUGCUUAUAUUUUGAACAGGACAAGUACGUAGAAAUUGCUUUUGCAUGGCCUUAUACUAGUGUCAUUGAGUGAAUGAGUGUGCAUGUGGUUUGCACUAGCUAAAGAUAUAAUGAGUGUGCAUGUUUAAUUUGGACAUGAAAACACCAUGGAAUUGUACUAGAUUUUUUUUAUUAUUUUUAUACAUUAUAUCAAUUCGAUCGUGUGCUCCAUUCAGAAUCAA
Quercus robur (English oak) is the source of this 1764-nucleotide messenger RNA. Its product is annotated as triacylglycerol lipase OBL1-like. The record is from RefSeq and is a predicted model, not a curated record. The transcript is spliced from 5 exons. Gene Ontology annotation, biological process: lipid metabolic process. NCBI's taxonomy places the organism in Eukaryota, Viridiplantae, Streptophyta, Magnoliopsida, Fagales, Fagaceae. Gene Ontology annotation, molecular function: triacylglycerol lipase activity. The coding region runs from base 104 to 1537 and encodes 477 amino acids.